AUGACUGAGCAUGAGACUGAAGAAGAGGAAGACUGGGUUCAGCUGCGGCUGCUGGGAGCGAUCUUGACGUUGAUUUGCAUCGGACACCGGGUGACCUCAUCGGAGCUGAACAUAUUUGGCGGCCAAGGCAUCAGAGAUGCGCUCGCCGAACGCGAUCUGAUGGAAGCGAUCCAGAUACCGCUGCAGAACGGGGUCAAGUUCGUCGAUGGACUGGACGGGUUUCCGGCGUUUGGCGUCAACAGCGAGGCGGACAUCAAAUCAACGUACAAGCUCAUCCUCUCGGAUCACCUGCAGGACUUCACCAUCAUCGCUACCGUCAGACCGCAGUCUAGCUCCGGGGGGUGGGUGUUCAGUGUGGUCAACUCGCUCGACACCGUUGUUCAGCUCGGUUUGCUGCUCGAGCCCACCGCCGCCGGUGACCAGUGGAACGCGACACUCUACUACACCGACGCCAAAAAGGAACGCACCAGCCAACCGUUGGCCUCCUUCCAAGUGCCGUACGGUCGCAGCUGGAUGAAGAUGAUCUUCAAGGUGCUGCCUGACCAGGUAGUCUUCUACUACGGGUGUCUCGAGACCGGUGUCGUGUCGGUCAAGAAGGAACCACGUAAGUUAGUGUUUGACACCGCCUCGACGGUGUACAUCGGCCAGGCCGGCCCCAUUCUGAAGCGGAAAUUCGAGCGACGAAUGGAAACCUUAAACCAAUGA
Messenger RNA from Anopheles cruzii, 705 nucleotides. RefSeq lists its product as uncharacterized. The record is from RefSeq and is a predicted model, not a curated record. Bases 1 to 705 code for a protein of 234 amino acids. NCBI's taxonomy places the organism in Eukaryota, Metazoa, Arthropoda, Insecta, Diptera, Culicidae. The transcript has 4 exons.